CGUCAAAACUCAAAAUAUGAAACUGUAAUUGAGAAAAAUGGAGGCUCUGUCAGGUUUAGUAAAAGUUACGUUGCCGAAUUAUUUGUCCAAUUUACCAAUUCCAGACUCAUUCACGGGAUGGUUUAAGCUUGGAUUUCGUGAUUGGCUCUGCUUGGUACCGCCAACCGCCGCUGUUGCCGGCCUAGGUUAUGUUUCAUAUUUGGCAUUCUGUCCAGAAGCACGGAAAGGUUCGAAAGUGGCUCGCGUCAAUAAAUUGAUUCGCUUGGAGGACGCCAAAGUGGCCGAUUUUGUUGACAUCGAAGAUAUUGCCGAAAAAGCAGCAUUUUGCAGAUGUUGGAAAUCAAAGAAUUGGCCAUAUUGCGAUGGAUCGCAUGGUGUACACAACAAAGAAUGUGGCGACAAUCUUGGACCGGUGGUACUUAAGAAAAAUCCCGAUAAAAAAUGAACGUGAAAUUAUGAAAUCUUCGUAGCUUUAUCCGGCCAAAAUGUUAUUGUAUAUAUUUGCCGGUGCACAGACUUUCUUUUCAACCGCCUACCCCAAAUAAAGAAUGUGAAAAUUAAAGCCAAUUAA
Contarinia nasturtii (swede midge) is the source of this 571-nucleotide messenger RNA. It is a transcript of the gene Cisd2, whose product is annotated as CDGSH iron-sulfur domain-containing protein 2 homolog. The transcript is spliced from 3 exons. Gene Ontology annotation, biological process: regulation of autophagy. The record is from RefSeq and is a predicted model, not a curated record. Lineage: Eukaryota; Metazoa; Arthropoda; Insecta; Diptera; Cecidomyiidae. Gene Ontology annotation, molecular function: 2 iron, 2 sulfur cluster binding. Bases 38 to 445 code for a protein of 135 amino acids. Gene Ontology annotation, cellular component: mitochondrial outer membrane; intracellular membrane-bounded organelle.